Chionomys nivalis (European snow vole) is the source of this 626-nucleotide messenger RNA. It is a transcript of the gene Plac1, whose product is annotated as placenta enriched 1. The record is from RefSeq and is a predicted model, not a curated record. The coding region runs from base 105 to 626 and encodes 173 amino acids. The transcript is spliced from 2 exons. Lineage: Eukaryota; Metazoa; Chordata; Mammalia; Rodentia; Cricetidae.
CAGGACUUGGAGACACUGCAGCGUUUGCAUAGGGACCUCAAGGGAGAAUUCCUUCUCGGACGCGUUCUUGCCUCCUGUGAGUUACUACCCAACCAACGGCAAGAAUGAAGCUCUUCAAGUUCCUCGCAACGAUGAUCUUCUUCUCCUUCAUGUUCUGCAGCUUCUCGGAGCAAAACCAGGUGGAUGUGCUGUGCUCGACCGAUUGGUUCAUGGUCACAGUCCACCCCUUCUUGCUGAAUAAUGAUGUGUACGUCCACUUUUAUGAGGUGCAUUUGGGCCUGGGAUGUCCUCCCAACCAAGUUCACCCACACUUCUACGAGUUUACCUACCGCGUGACGGAAUGUGGCAUCCGCGUCAAGGCCGUCUCUCCAGAUGUGGUUAUCUACAGUUCGGAGAUUCACUAUGCUUCCAAGACCUCAUCGUCUAGAUAUGUGAUCCCCGUGUCGUGUGCUGCCCCUCGACGGUCACCUUGGCUCACCAAGCCCUACUCCACGAAAGCUGGAAACAAUAACAACGCCGCGACCCCGAAGAAUGAGACGUCCUACCACGUGUUUAGCUUGCCAGAGCCGAGCCCGCAAGUUAACUGCAGCUGUCCGCCUUCUGUCUUCCAGCAAAAGAGCAUCUAA